Spodoptera frugiperda (fall armyworm) is the source of this 2522-nucleotide messenger RNA. Its product is annotated as zinc finger protein 175. Gene Ontology annotation, molecular function: chromatin insulator sequence binding; zinc ion binding. The transcript is spliced from 2 exons. Bases 183 to 1553 code for a protein of 456 amino acids. Gene Ontology annotation, biological process: regulation of transcription by RNA polymerase II. NCBI's taxonomy places the organism in Eukaryota, Metazoa, Arthropoda, Insecta, Lepidoptera, Noctuidae. The record is from RefSeq and is a predicted model, not a curated record. Gene Ontology annotation, cellular component: chromosome; nucleus.
AUUAAAGAAAGUACCUAAUAAUUAAUUGUAAGCGCACUGCAGCGAUACCGAAAAUUAAGAAAUCCUGCUUGUGAAUCUGAAUGAUCUUGGAUCUGUCAGAAAGUAAAACUACAAUAACUGUCAUCGUCUGGCUAAUUGCCUAUCCACCGGUGUCUAGUAAAUAUUAUUGUAAAUAGAUAAAAAUGUGUGAUGAUGUUCAAAACUGUUGUCGAAUAUGUCUGGACGUCGAAUCAGACCACGUCAACAUACUCGAAAAUCCCACAAUUACCCUUCAAUUGAAGGCCUGCCUCUCCGUAACGAUAUCAUCUAAUGAUCAUCUUCCUAAAACGAUUUGUUCGUCCUGUGUGUCAUUAUUGAACCAAUUUUAUAAUUUCCAACUCAAUGCCCGCUGUUCCCAAGACUGGCUUGAGUCUUCAGUCCAAGAAAAGUUGAAAAAGUCGACGGAAAACAAAAUGGUGAUACAGCCGUUACCCGACUCCGAAUACAACUCGGAUUCGCUUCUAGAAUUUCUAAACAAUACUGCGAACAUCGAAGAAUACUUGAACAAUCUUGGCAAGGAAGACAUACCAUGUAUUGUGAACAUGUUGGACAAAAAUGAACACACUUUUGAAAUUAGUAAAAUGAACAAUAAAAUCACUAAAUUGCCAAGCCCUAAAAAGAAGGAUUUGGUGAAAAAGUUUAAAUCAGAAAAGGAUGUAAUCAAUUCAGAAGUGCAUAUAGUAAAAGGUAUAGUAAUGAGGGAAUCAGAUAGCAAAACUAAUGUGAAUCAAUCAAAAGUAGAAUCUAGCGCAUUUAUCUGUUUUGGGUGUAAAACUAAAUAUGAUGCAGUACAGAAAUUGCUGCAGCACUUGAGUGUUUGUGACAUAGCAUCUAGAACAUGUAUACAUUGUGACAUGCUGUUUAAUUCUAAGCAACAAAUGCAAAUGCAUUCAAUUACCCACAAUACUUCGGCACCUUUUACAUGCAACUGCGGACAAGAGUUCCCAUCAAAAGAGAGACUGAUACAGCACCACAAAACUUGCCUCAUGGAUUAUGCAGCUUCGGUAGGAUGUGUGUACCGAUGUAAAGGAUGCGGAGAUACAUUUAAAGAGAGAUUUCAACUAUACAAGCAUGCCAAGGAACAUCUUGUUAAGGCUGAUGAGAGAGUGUGUGAUAUUUGUGGACAUACUUUUAAUGGUACAGAAGCACUAGUUAAACAUAGGAAGGAAGAACAUGAAAAACCUGAGAAGGUUAUUUAUAGAUGCAAGAUAUGCAACAUAACAGCAACAGACCGCAAAGAAAUGUACAUACAUGUGAAGACACAUACCGCAAAACCGGAACCAACACGUCACCUAUGUGAGUCUUGUGGACGUAGCUUUGCAACUAGAACCUCGUUAUUCCGUCACUCAAUACUCCAUGAGAGUGAAACAACAGUAUGCCAUAUUUGCAACAAACAAUUUGUAGAUACAAAAUUAAUGGAACAUCAUUUGAGAGAACAUAUAGAAAUUACCAUUUGUGAAAAGUGCGGACAAAGUGUGAAUAAAUAUAAAUUGGCUACACAUGCCUGUGUUUAGGGUGUGAAAAUGAGAAGAUUAUAUGCAGCUUACUAAAAUGUUAGUUACUGGAUUUGGCAGAAAAGUGAAUUUAACUAGUGUAAUAACUUAACUAUUUGUAAGCCACACCAAGGGCCCAUAGUCAUGAACUGAUACAGCAUCCUACUGUUAACUGUUUGUUGAACUGUUACACUUAACAGUUAAUUCACUCACUAGUGAGCAUAUAAUAUAAUUAAACUGAUAUCUCACAUCUAGUUAUUUAAAAAUAAUAAUGCUAGUUAAUAGAUUUUAGUCAUGAUUGAAUUUAAUUAAAAGAGAGAAACUUCAUUAAAAUUAACCAAUGAUAAUUCUCUUUAGCUUAGUUUGUGCAUUUAUCUACCUACCGGUAUCUAAGUGUAAGAUUUCUGUGAUUUUUCUUAAAAUUUUGUAGGCAAAUGUGCCAUCUUAGGUGUACUUAAAUGAAUCGUGUAGUUCUUGUAUUAAUUAUAAGACGAAAAAUAUUAGUUUUUGGAAAUACAGGGUAACAGCAUAUUUUAUAGUUUCGGCAAGUAAUAAACAGGUGAUGAUAGAUAGUUACAUGUUAUCUGACAUCUCACUCGCACGCACAUACUUUUAUAGCGAUGACGUUAUACUUUAUAUCCUGCAUCCCUUUCUGUAAAAAGAGAGUUAAUUUUAAUUACCCAUAGUUAGUUAAAUUUUUAGAAUCAUAUUUCACACUUAAAGCACUGAAUAAUAAGUAAACUUAAAGUCAUUCAUUUCCAAUAGUUAUUAGAAUUUAAAAAAAUCUAGUCAUAUAACUACCCUGUCAUUUCUCAAUUAUUGUGACGUAAUUAUUUUUAAUUAAAAAUCAAAGUACUUUUGUGAUACAAAUUAUAUUCUAUAACUAUUUCUGUAGCACAUGUAAAAAAGAAACAUACAAUGUCUUCUUUUUAUGUCUCUGUAAAUAGGUAUAUUUCUUCAGUGUGACGAAAAUAAAACGAUUUGAUUCCA